Molecule: messenger RNA, 2038 nt
Organism: Lycium ferocissimum
Lineage: Eukaryota; Viridiplantae; Streptophyta; Magnoliopsida; Solanales; Solanaceae
Product: RING-H2 finger protein ATL3-like
Exons: 1
Coding region: 936-1805 (289 amino acids)
Biological process (GO): protein ubiquitination
Source: RefSeq, a predicted model, not a curated record
CCAAUAUAGAUAUUGGACACUGGGUUAGGGAAAAAGUAUAAAAGAAAGUUCAAAAACAUGGUCAGAGCAGAAACCUCCCUGGUGUUGGGGGAUUCUUAUUUGAAAGUUUGAAAUCUUCUUCGUCGUCUCAUAUUUUUUUAUUACUCCUAUUCUAGACGCCACAGCAGCCAGCCAUGGUAAGACUCUUUUCCUGACUCUUUUUCCUCAUCUAUCAUUCAUUCUUCUUUCAUUAAUAUACCUUCCACUGUCAUUUUCUUAAGUCUCAAAUAUCUUCUUCUACACUUUUUCUCCUCUUUAAGACCAAAUCUUUAUCUUCUUCACACCUCAACUCUAUAUGUAGCAAUAUAUCUCUCUAGUCCCAAUUCAACUACAGAUAAAAAAAAAAUCAUCUUCAUCUAUUCCCUUUCUAUUGUGUUCUUUUAUUUUUCAUUUUUGCUACAAACCCAGAAAGUUAAGUUCCUUGCUGGGUUUGUUCUGAAUCCCAAGUCUUUGUUUUCAUUUGAUAUAACUCUUUGUCACUUGGGAAUUUUGUUGAACACUUGCUCGACAAUUUGAGUUUUCCCCUUUAUCUCUAGACUACUUUCAGUGGAGAUCCUAUUUAAAUCUCAAAAAUCUUCCUUUUUUGUACUUUUUUUUUCUUGCUGGCUGAAACAUUUUCAAAUUUUGUAGAUCCAACAAACAAAAAAGAAAAAAAAACUCCGCUUGUUCUGUUUUCAGGUUCUUAAAAACUCCCGAGGAUUUGGUAAUCCAGAAUUGAAACUAAACAAGGAAUCUUAAUAGCUCAGUUGAUUGGCUACCUGAACAUUCACCUGAGGUUCGAUUACAAGGAGAUUACCACCUUGUAAUCCACUCCACCAUUUCCCCUACCCCUAUUUUUUUAAAAAAGAAUUGGUAUUAAACUUUCUGGAUUAGCACAAGGAAAUAGUUGUCUAAAAAUGGCAGAUACUUUUCACACCCCUAGUAAAAUAAACGAUUCAAGUGUGUUUCAGCUCACUGGAAAAAUACUAGUGGUGGCAAUCGUAGUUCUUUUUCUUGUUUUAUUUUUUAUCUUUUCCCUCCACCUUUACUCAAAAUGGUUCUGGAAUCGCCAUCGCCAAGCUGGCAACAGCGAUCCCAACAUCACCCGCAGGCGCCGCCGCUUCGAUUUUUCGCCAGGUCAUCAAGAAGUUAAUGUUACCACUGCUCUAUUCCCAGGGCUUGAACCUUCAGUUCUUAAAACAAUUCCAGUAGUUUUAUUUAAUCCUAAAGAAUUCAAAGAUGGAUUGGAAUGUGCUGUUUGUCUUUGUGAUGUAUCUGAAGGUGAAAAAGCAAGACUUUUGCCUAAAUGCAAUCAUGGAUUUCAUGUUGAUUGCAUUGAUAUGUGGUUUCAGUCUCAUUCUACUUGCCCUCUUUGUAGAAAUCCAGUGUCUAAAAUUUCUUCUGAUCAGAACCCCAUUUCCCAAGAAUCAACAGUGGAAGAAGAGGUGCCAAAUUUUCCAACUAAUGUGUUGUUUUGGGGAAAUGAGACUCAAGUGAGCACAUUUGGUCCAAGUUUGGAGGAAUCUUUACAAGGUUCUAAUUCUUCUAAUAACUCAGCUUGUCCUCCACCACCACCAUCAUCGUCGUCAUCAUCAUCAGGCUCAACGAGUGAUAGGCCGUGUGUGUCAUUGGUAAUUGAUAUUCCAAGGCCGAUUAAUGAAGUAGAAGAAGAACAUAAAUCUCCAAUGCCAACAAGAUUGAGGUCAUUGAAAAGACUUUUGAGUAGGGAUAGGAGGGGUAAUCCGUCAAGUCCCAGAAAUGUGGAUGUAGAACAAGGAGGCAGAUGAAGUGAACCUGCUUUUUGUUGAAACAGCAUGUUUGCUAUGGAAUUUGGAGAAGAAUGGUGUCUCCAGAAAUCUUAUUCAAUUGUUUAAAGUUUUUGAUUCUUGGUGCAGUUGUAAAGUUUGACACUUUCAUCUGCUUAUAGGCAGUGAAUAUAUUGUAUAUGUGUAAACAAUGCAGUGGGCAUCUCUAUUUGAGAAUGAAGCAAUCAAUUCUCUUACAGAAGAGUAUUUUAGUU